AUGUCUAGCAGAGACUACAAUUAUGAUGAGCAGGGCCAAUUCUUUCCCUACUUCAUCUUCACUAUCACCGCACUCAUAACUCUUCCUCUCUCAUAUUCUCUCCUCAAGCCUACGGAUGAAAUCGAAAAUACCGCACCUCGAAUUAAGUCCGACUUUAGGCCGUCAGACGCAGAUCUCAUAGAUGGACAAAAGCGAAAGCAAUGGCGGCGCGAGAGAAGACUGAAGAGAAUUAUCACUGCUGCGGCAGGCUAUAUCACCAUGGCGGCCAUGCUGUACUUGAUAAAGGUGACGACCGCAGAGACACCAGAGAUCUGGGACCCAUAUAGUAUAUUGGGAAUCUCUAUGUCAUCAGGUGAAAAUCAAAUCAAGAAACGAUAUCGAGAUCUUUCGAAGACGCUUCAUCCUGAUAAAGCGGUCCCAGACGUAUCCAAGAAUGAGACUCUGGAUUCCAUUAACGAUCAUUGGGUUGAAGUCUCCAAGGCCUUCAAGGCCCUGACCGAUGAAGAAAUCAGAAACAAUUAUAUACAAUACGGGCAUCCUGAUGGAAAACAGGGCUUCUCAAUCGGCAUAGCGUUGCCAAAAUUCAUAGUUAACGAGGGCAGUGGAAAAUACGUACUUUUAGUGUAUGGGUUGCUUCUCGGCGUUCUCCUUCCAUACACUGUCGGCCGUUGGUGGUAUGGCACCCAAAAAAUGACAAAAGAAAAGGUCCUCCUUGCCAGCGCGUCGAAGCUAUUCAAAGAAUACAAGGAUGAUAUGACUGAUGGCGACGUGAUCAAUGUUCUUAGCAGCGCGCAAGAGUUUGAAGAUGUAUUAAGAGGCAACAGAGCUGAUGCUGGUCUUGGUAAGGUGGAACAGACUAUCAAAGGCGCGGUGAAAGGAUCUGCAACGAACGGGCUGUCUGCAAAAGACCAAGAGAAAGUCAGUACGUACGACGGGCCUCGGCGAAAAGCUGCAGCUUUACUCUGGAGUUAUAUCGGAAGGCUCCAGCUAGGCCCAAGCCUUGAUGACGGUUCGUUUGAAGCUUUAGAUCACUGUGUACUUUUUGACGCGUGCUUAGAGAAAUACGAGAUCGGACCACUCGCUCACAAAUUACUCGACUGUUUCGUUGCUAUCACUUUGGCCUACGGGAAUACUGCGCCAUUGCUAUCUGCAUACCGCUCGUCUCAGCACUUGAUACAGGCAGUUCCGCCGUCAGGUUCUCCGCUCCAGCAGCUACCCCAUAUUACCCCUGAGCUCGCUCACACCAUUGAAGCGCCUCUCGGACGCACGCAUUUCACCGUACAACAGUUCAUGAGUCUCCCAGAACAUAAGCGCAGGAGAUUGUGUACCGAGCAGUCACCGCGACUUUCAAUGACGGAAUACAACUCCACUCUUUCAGUAGCCCGUCAAUUACCAUUUCUCAGUGUUGAGAAAGCCUUCUUCAAGGUCAUGGGCGAGAAGUUCAUUACGCCAGGGUCGUUGGUGCAAUUUGUGGUAAAAGCGCGCAUUAUACCACCAGGCACCUCUAAUGUUCCCGAAGUCAGCCCUACCGAUCUUGAGGACAUUGAUCCCGAGGAAGGAGAUUUAGAUGCAUUGUUGGGCCGCAGGUCCGCAACACGUGGUGCUAAGAUGCAGAGUGCUGCCGCCCCUUCAACAUCCGAAUCAGUCAUCCCACCCGUCGCAUACGCCCCUUACUUUCCUCGUGACCAUUCUCCGCGAUGGCAUGUCUUUCUUGCUGAUUCAAAGAUGGGCAAGAUCGCUGUUCCCCCUUUUACAGUCACGACCUUCAACCGCCCGAUCUUCGACGAAAAGACUGGCCUACCCACUUUCGAGCUUCAAACCUUCAAAUUCCAGUUCCAAAGCCCUCAGCAAGCCGGAUCAUAUCAAUUCGUCAUGCAUGUUGUAUGCGACAGCUACAUAGGAAGCGAUCACGUUCAAAACCUCACGCUGAACGUCGAAGCGGCGGAGAAGGCUGCAGAAAUGGCGAACGAAGAUGACGAGAUUAGUGAACCGGAGGAGGAUUCGAUCGCUGGGCAAUUAAGGGCGGUGCAGUCCGGAAAUCUUUCUAGUGCUCCUCCGAAGCGGAAGAAGAAGAUUGAGAUUGAAGAGGAUAGCGAUGACAGUAGCGGGACUGAUGAGGAGCAGAGUGAUAUGUCCGAUACCGAUACCGAUACUGACUCAGAAUAG
Messenger RNA from Bacidia gigantensis, 2166 nucleotides. RefSeq lists its product as uncharacterized. Lineage: Eukaryota; Fungi; Ascomycota; Lecanoromycetes; Lecanorales; Ramalinaceae. Gene Ontology annotation, molecular function: RNA binding; transmembrane protein transporter activity. Bases 1 to 2166 code for a protein of 721 amino acids. The transcript has 4 exons. Gene Ontology annotation, cellular component: Sec62/Sec63 complex. Gene Ontology annotation, biological process: post-translational protein targeting to endoplasmic reticulum membrane; SRP-dependent cotranslational protein targeting to membrane. The record is from RefSeq and is a predicted model, not a curated record.